AUGCGGCGUGGCAAAGUGCUGCUGGAAAGCAGUAGACAGGGCUCUGUCGACGGCAAACCCAACGUUAACAAUGACAAAGAACUAGUACACAAAUGUCAUAGUGAUCCUGGUGGCGGAAGGGCUCUUGGAGCUGCUCCUAGAACGCACAGACAUCGUUCUGCUUCAGGGGCAACUAGAAAAUGUGUUCUCACACUUGAUGGAUACUCCUAUGUCAUUGGUGAGUUUGCGGUUACAUCAAACGAAUCUUUGAUACAAGACAAUUUCUCACUUUAUCAAUUAAUCUAG
Arctia plantaginis is the source of this 285-nucleotide messenger RNA. NCBI's taxonomy places the organism in Eukaryota, Metazoa, Arthropoda, Insecta, Lepidoptera, Erebidae. The record is from the annotation of a GenBank genome assembly.